Molecule: messenger RNA, 966 nt
Organism: Sorghum bicolor (sorghum)
Lineage: Eukaryota; Viridiplantae; Streptophyta; Magnoliopsida; Poales; Poaceae
Exons: 2
Coding region: 1-966 (321 amino acids)
Source: RefSeq, a predicted model, not a curated record
AUGGCAAAGCGAGUCGACAACUCGGACCUUCUUCAAGCCCUCGAUCGCGCCGACCUCAAACUUCUCGAAGCCUCCAACCUGGUGGAUUCGAUCUCGCGCAAACCCGAUCAGGCGGCAUCAACAAAUUUUUUUGACUCCCGUCGACCAACUCGUGUCACCACGCACGAACAACUGGAGACGUCCCUGACAAUAACGUCGACCCCCAUGGGACGAUCUGUUAAGCUCAAGACAGCCUCCCCAGACCAGAACUGCUCUUAUGGUCUGAACAAUGCGGCCGACCAGUAUUCGCGGCAUACCCGAUCUCUAUUCAGCAAGGUGGGCUUGUUGCUGGGCCAGAGCAGCCGAGCAGCUCGUCAUUACGUCAACAUGGUAUCCAUCCGAGUCCUGCUAGACGAUAAGGCUACCAGUAUGAACUCCAGCACAGGAUCUAUCCCUACCGAGGUUUUACACUCCGAGGAUGAAGACUACGACCUGGAUCUACCACCAUACCCCCUAGUUUUUUCUCGUUUUCUAGUCUUUCCACCCCGGCGAGGAGAUCUGAUCUUCAACGUCAGCAACGACGAACCAGUUGUCGAUGGCGAAACCGACGAGCAAAAACAACUCCGUGAGCAGCGCAACGCCGAUCGUGCUCAGCGGCGAGCGGAUGAGGAACGGCAACUUGCGCCACACAACCUCAGCGAUGCUUUCGACAUGGCCACUGGAUCAUCACAUGGAUAUGAUGGCGAAGAUAAUGCUAAUUUAGAAGAAGAAGACGAAGACGACCACACCUGGUGUGGAAGCGACAGCGAUGAUGACAUUUACUGUGAUGUUGAUGGCCACUUUGAAGCAGACAGCGAUGACCUUGAAGAGGAUGGGGAUGAAACCAGUGAUGAAGAGCACUAUAGUGACCAUGUAUCACGUAGUCCUACAGCUAGUAGGGAGAUCAACUUGUCUCCAGAUGGAAGUGCUACAAGGGCAACUAACUAA